Didymodactylos carnosus is the source of this 2073-nucleotide messenger RNA. The record is from the annotation of a GenBank genome assembly. Lineage: Eukaryota; Metazoa; Rotifera; Eurotatoria; Philodinida; Philodinidae.
AUGGAUAACCUGUGCAAUGAGAUACCUUAUCCACAAGAAUUCAAUGUGACAGAGCAAAGUAAUGAUAACUUCAGUGCAAUAUCUGAGUACCAACAACAACCACAACAAGAACCAUUUUACCAUCAAGAAACGAUGCAUGAACAGAACUUGAAUGUUCCAUCGUUUUCACAACAACCACAACAAGAACCAUUUUACCAUCAAGAAACGAUACAUGAACAGAACUUGAAUGUUCCAUCGUUUUCACAACAACCACAACAAGAACCAUUUUACCAUCAAGAAACGAUGCAUGAACAGAACUGGAAUGUUCCAUCGUUUUCACAACAACCACAACAAGAACCAUUUUACCAUCAAGAAACGAUGCAUGAACAGAACUGGAAUGUUCCAUCGUUUUCACAACAACCAAACUUCAAUCAAUACACUGCGCCAUCAAACUUAUAUACAAUAGAACCAUCUGAAGUUCUAAUAAUACAGCAACAACAACAACAACAACAACAAGCAUUCGAAACUUUUUCAUCUCCAUCAACGCAGCCGAAAUCGUAUGAAACAAAUUUGGAUGAUACUUUCGCUCUAAAAGCGUCUUCAACUGUCUCUUCACCCAGUGAGCCUCAAACAUUGCCAGUUUCAAACCAAAGCAAAACAACAAAAUCGAAAGAGCAAAAACAAAAAUUUUUUACAUUAAGACGAUCAAAGUCUAACGCAGCACAAUUAAAAAAUGAAUUAAAAAGUUGUGAUGCAGCAGCUACAUCUAAAAUUAGCAAAGAUACAGAUUCUGAUGGUAGUGAUUUUAGUGAUGCAGAAAAUCAGCCACAAUCAAAUGCCGAUUUAAGUUCUUUGCCCGGUGGACAUUUGCAACAAAACCGACCUACUACAGGUGAUUUAACAACUAAAGCUGCACCUCGAGCUCGGUUUUUUGAUCGUCAUGGCCUUGAUAAUUAUUUGCUCAAUGGUUUCAAAACAAAAUCAGAUGAACAUGUUGAUAUUGCCUUCAACGAAUAUGAAGGAAUUGUUUAUUGGGCAAAUAAUGCAUCUAUUCCGCCGUUUACCGUUAAAAUAGAAGAUCCAAUACGAUCUACAAAGUUGGGCGGGUUGAAAGCUUUUAUGGAAUAUAAAAUUCAAGCACAAAGAUCAGGUGGAAAACUGGUAGGAAGACGUUAUAAACAAUUCGUUUGGUUACAGGAGCAGUUAGCUUUAAAGUAUCGUUUUAUAUGUAUACCACCAUUGCCAGGCAAACAAAUUGCUGGACGAUUUGAACAAGAAUUUGUUCAAGAACGCAAACGACAACUCGAAGUAUGGUUGAAUAGAAUAUGUCGACAUCCUGUUCUCUGUGCCUCAUUUCCUGUGAAACAUUUUCUUACCUGUGAAUUAUCAGAAAAAACUGUUAAAGAUUGGAAGGUUGGAAAACGGAAAAUUGAAAAAGAUGAACUGAAAGAAGCGCAAUGGCUUGCAUGUGUUAGUCUUAAUGGUACAGGACAAUCAGAUCAGCAAAUCCUACAACAAAUUGAUAUAUUCGCUCAACAACAAUCAGCUCUGGAAACUCAGUUGAAAAAUGUGAUUCAAGGUUUUACAAAAUAUUCAGAGCGUCACACAGAAGUGUACGAGAAAGAUAUUCAAAAGGUUGGCGACUUGUUUAAUAAACUGCAUAAAGCAUUGCAGAUCGAUACAACAACUGCCGAUAAAGACUUGUCAAGUUCGAUUCAAUUGAUAGGACAAUCGUAUGAAAACAUUGCAGAAUUUUAUAAAAGUCAGGCUAUUGGAAGUUUACGAGAUUUUCUUGAUCAUAUUCAAGAAUAUCUUGGAAUUGUACAAUGUUUUCCAGCUAUUUUAAGUAUUCAUCGGAAUUCGAGCGAUUUUAUGAAGAAUAUUCAACAACGUUCUCCGAACACGCCCGAUUUUAGUAAUGCAAUACAUCGUAAUCAUGUUCUCAAUCACGUUGUGUUAGCUGAAAUUAAUUUUUUCAAUAGUGAGAAAGUAAAAGACUUUAAUCAAAUAAUGAAGACACUAAUUGGUCAACAAAUCAAAUUUUAUGAAGAUAUUACCUCUCAAUUGCGAAAUGCACACAAUUCAUUCAAAUAA